Molecule: messenger RNA, 9081 nt
Organism: Symbiodinium pilosum
Lineage: Eukaryota; Dinophyceae; Suessiales; Symbiodiniaceae
Source: the annotation of a GenBank genome assembly
AUGCCACAAGCAUGGCGCCUUCUUAUCACCUGUGCUGUCGCUGUUCAGCAGGGCGGCGGUUGGGGUUUCUUUCAAUUCAACAGUACGAACGCGACCUCACAAACCUCCCCGGAUGAGCAGGCUUCCUGGGCUCAGUUGUGGGCUUGGGUAGGCGAGAAGACUCCCGGUCUUGCCAGGCUUCGAGAUGGUUGGACCUUCAUUGCCAACGGCCUUGCGGCUUCCCAGGAUUCUCGACGACCAACGUCGUGGGACAAUGGACUCUGCAUGGCCUUGGAUGCAGUCAUCAGUUUUUUGGGCUGGAUGUUCUUUGGGAACACUUGGCCUGGAGUGAAGAGUGGGUGCCAGAGGGCUUUUCGUGUGGCUCUACUGGUGCUCCUUUGCCUAUGUGCUCACUAUGUGUGGGCGCUUUGCUGGCCCGUGAUCUCGUUGAUAUCUGCUUUGGUCAUGGGGUCAGUCUGGUUCGUCCGGGCCUUGGUUCGCAAAUUGGGCACCUUAGUCUACUGGGCUCAGCGUGCCGCAGGUGGCGUUCCCGAGGCAGCCGACACGGAGUUCAUUGGCCCAGGCACCGGCAGAAUCCCAGAGACAGCGAACCUUCGAAACUUCAAGAAGACCGGAGGGACCGAUAAGUGGGUUCUUGUGAGAAGAGAGGGGCGAGUCGCAGUCUUCAAGGCAGGGGCUGAUUCUCAGACCAUCCGCACUGCCGGCUUGUACGUUCCCAUUGAGGUGGAUACGAUGCGUGGCGACCAAGAGCUCGUUGAGGCAUGUCGGGGGCAUGAUCGUGUGCACCUAUGCAGGAUUUUGACCCCUGAGAAGUUCCACCUCAAGAACGCUGAGCUUGGGGCGGCAAAGGCGGGGGACUUUGUGGGCGUGGCUUUGGAGAUCGCCCCGAAGGUUCCGUUGCCAGCGAAGGAGUUCGCGUCUGAGUCGGAGACAGAGCCUGAGAGACCCUGUGAGGCGGCUAAGGUCCUGUGGUCCGACAAGGAUGGUGAUCAUCGACUUGGGGCGGGUCUCUGCCGCCGUGGGGCUUCAGUGUGCUUCUCGCUCUUGUUUGAGGAUCAUUUCAGUGAGGCCGGGACGGCCAUGCUCUGCCCCCAGCAUGCACUUGACUACGAGAGGGACCGCAGACGAGGGCGGCUUCAGGCGGUGCAGGCAGCACAGCGGCACGAGGAAACCGGCGAGGCGGCGAUCCCCAUCGGCUACAAGGCCACGCGCGACGGCAGGGUCGACUACCGGGACCUUAAGAGGAUCCUGACAGAGAUCCGCGGCGAGACCACCGAGGCGGAUAAGCGGGAUGACGUGCCCUUGCUGGAGGAAUUUUUCCAUCAGUUCGCAGAAGGCAAAGAACUUGGCCUUACUGAGGAGGAGGCAGGCCGCUUGCGAGCAGGAGAAGGGCCAGAAAGGACUUACGAAGUUCAUUCGAGCUUGGCAGCGUGGUGGGACAGCGACUACGUCUCCGUCAAGUUUGCCUCGGUCGAGCGCGGCCCCGUCCUGGGACCUGGUGGAGGGAGCGGCUUUGAGUCAGACACCGCCGUCGUUGAAGAGUUCGGAGGUUCUCCCCAGCCUUUGAGGAUAGGGCUGCCCACAAUCUAUGGCAUGGAGGACAGGAAGGCGGGGGCGGCAGUGUCCGGAAGCGAGGGCGCCAUCAAAUCUCAGACGGCCGAGAUUGCCUCGCUGGUGAAAAGCCACACGGAGAGCCGGUUCCCCUGGGUCGUGGUGGGCGCGGGAGAACAAGGCCAGGCACUUGCCAACGCGCUGAUCUCAGCUCAAGUCGGGGCGUCCACAAAGUUGCGGAAGGCGGGCUUUAAGCAGAAAGUCACAACCCGCCUGGCUGUGGGGCUGGCGGGGCCGUAUUGGGGUACCCAGGAGAAGCACGCCCUUUCAGUUGCAGACUUUGUGCCCCAUACGGAUGCGGAGCUCGACGCCUUUGUGCAGGAGGCCAGGGCACGUCGACAGAACGAUGUGUGGGCGCUGGUCUAUGGCGCAGAGUGGAAGCCUGUUCGGGAUCAUGCCCUGGACAAGCUUGCUGCAUGGCACCUCGCCGAGCCCCACAAAUGGCCUUUGACCGUGAUCUCGGAGGUCUGGGAAGAGUUGCAUUGGCGUUUCUUCGAGGAGCUCAAGGAGACCCUGCGGUUGUUGAAAAAGGAGGCAGGACGCGAGACCAUGUCGUUGCAGGACAUCAAGUUCUACGCCCUGAUGCCCAACGAGUCCGGCACGGCCUGGCUGGAGCUCCCGAGGACAUUCGACCUGCUCAACCCCGAUGGCUGGUUCAACACGGAGGUGCUCCCCAGAAUCGAGCGGAGAUGGGAAGGAGGCCGAGGUGGAAAGCCAAACCCGUCCAUCCAUGCAGGCGGCGAUGGUGAAGCAUCGCAACCUUCAGCUGGGGGAAGGCCAACGUUGCGAAACUUGCGGGGGCCCAAGCUGAGCACCGAGGAGAUUGCCAAGGCCAAGGAUCGCGCUCCCGUCGACAAGGACGGGAUGUUACUGUGUUGGGGCGCUCUCACCCACAUGGGCUGCUCGAAUGCCUCUUGUCAACGUUCCCAUGCCGGUCUCCAAGGAAAGCUGGAGGCGUUGGACCCUUGCGUGCAGAUGCAGCUACUUCGGCGCGGUGGACUUCGACGCAUCAAGGCGGAAACCAAGGAGAGCGCGGCGGAGAAGAUCAAGGCGUUGAGGGCCAGCGUCACAGCCGACAAGGUGGCGAAGGUCGCGGACGGACGCAAGGCGGGGGACGACGAGCCCAAGGCCAAGACUAGAGUCGGCGGUGAGAAGACGAUCCAGUUCCACGAGGUCCCGGAAGAGUUUGAAGCCGUCGACUAUACGGCCGCGGAGUCCGACACGCAAGCUUACCUAGAGGCGAAGGGUGAGUCAGCCCCCGCUGAGGCCAGCGACCUUGUCAAGAGGGCCAAAGAGCUGGCCACGGGCCCGGUUUUGGGCCAACUUCAUGGGGCUUCUGAUGAUCUGUACGCAUGGGCGGCGGCUAGGGUUGCUCGGCACCCCACUGCUAGUUUGGAGGAGAUCCUCGGCGACAUGGCCACGUACGGUUUGGGUGACUUGGCGGAAGAGGCCUCACGCAUUUUGGAGGAGUCUGUCGGGCACAAGGCGGGGUCCAGCGGUGGCAUACAGGUGUCGGACACCACGUGGACGGUCGGAGAACCAGGCGCGGGCACGGCGACGAUCGAGGGCGUUGUGUGGAGGACCUGGAACUACAGGGAGGACAUUUCCAUGUCGGAGGAGCUCGCGGGCAUGCUCCGUCAGCCGGAUGAAGGGCCAGAGAAACGUCAAUGUGUGACCAAGGCGGUGGCAGCGGGCGUGGCUUGGCGGCUUCUAGCUCGACAACCAACGUUGGACGAGGCAGAUGGCAAGGCCCUGGACUUGCGAUGCGAUAUGGUCAGGCAGGCCUUGGAGGCGGUGGCGGUCAUGGGUGAACCCGCUGCCCGUGUCGCUCCUAUUGAGAGCGAGUUGCGAACCUAUGCUCACGACAUUGUGCGGGCCAACCACGACAAGGACUUCAGAUCCCUGGCAGCUUUCCCUCUGGCUGAUUUGGAGGAAUGCAAGCUGGUGGUGGCGCGGGCCGACUACAAGGGCGACGUGGUCGUGGAGACGGUGACGGGCACGAUGUGGCAGCCCAAUGGCUGGGUUUUGUGGACGUUGAUCUGGCGUGGGCACAUGCUACUGCUUGAGCCGCCCGCAAGCUUGCAAGCCGGAGUGUUCCUGGAGCGAUGGCAGCCACAUGCAUUCCUUUCUGUCGCCUUUGCCGUGGACGAAAAGCAGGUGACUUGGAGCAUGGGCCGUGCAGACGCACCAGCAACCUGGCGGCCGCAGCCAUUGUGGGGUGCAUUAAGGUGUUCGAGGAGCCUCAUCUUCGACGUGGAUAUCGCGAAUCACGAUCUGCUGCGGCCGGAGGUGCAGAAGCGCUUGAUCGUGGGGGCCAAAACGGGACCAGCCAACAUCUUGUGGAUUGCAUCGCCGUGCACCAGCUUCUGCGAUUGGGGGCUCCAAAAUGGGGGAACCCGUUCCUUCGACCGUCCGGAGGGUGGCUCGCAAGGGCGACCGUUGAAGGAGGCGGAGGUGGACGGCAACGCGCUUAGCAAGGUAGGCGCAGAGGCUUUCUUGUCCGGUUUGUUGCACGGGGCAUUCCCAGUGGCCGAAUCCACAGCGAGGUCGGGGCGCUAUCCCAAAAUGUGGGACUUGCCCUGGUGGCGAGAAAUCCUGGAUGCCGCCUUCUACCACCACAAGACACGCUUGGUCUUCCCAAAGAAUGAGGCGGUGACGGCUGCGUUCUCCAGGCGAUGCCCAGGCGUUGGCGGUGCACAUCGGCACGUACCUCUCAAAGGUGCUCGGCCGGGAUCUCAGGUGACACAUUGCACGGAGGCCGGAGUGUACUCAGCAGACUUUGUUCGGACGGUGGUGCAGACAUUGCAGCAGGCCUUGAGUUUGGGGGGCGGGGCACGUUUACAGCUUCAGUCACAUGGUUCAGCCGCAAAGGCGCCACAGAAUCCCGUGUCAGAAGUUCAGCGACAGGGUUCAUCCGCAAAGGUCCCGCAGAAUCCCAUGUCAGAAGUCCAGCGACAGGGUUCAUCCGCAAAGGUCCCGCAGAAUCCCAGGUCAGAAGUCCAGCGACAGGGUUCAUCCGCAAAGGUCCCGCAGAACCUCGCGCCAGAAACCCAGCGACCAGCUUCAGGUGGUGGAGGGCCAAGUGAGGAACGUCAGGUGGGAUCGACGUCCGAGGAGGAGAAGUUCUUCCACGAGCUCGAUCAGGAGAACGGCUGCAUGGACUUUGGAGGUCGUGCUGGGGGCCAGUUUUCUUCAAGCUUUGGUGACGUUGAAGGUCGUGCCGGGGGUCAUCUUUCUCCAGGCUUCAGUGACAAAGGUCGGGCCGAAAGGCGAAAGGGUGGCUUUCGUGCUGACGAUCGAGGUGGUGACGAAGGCGGUGCCGGAGGGCGAGCAGUUUCCAUGAAAUGGUGGGAGGAAAUGGACGACGACGAGAUCAUGUGCUUCGACGGGCCCGUCCAAGGGUGGGUCUAUGGGAACGCCCCAGAGGAGGAAACACGAGCUGGCAGCGUCGACUACGCAGGCUUCUACCAGGCCCCAAACCAGAAAGCCAAGCAGGCAGCGGAGCUCUACAUCGAGGGCGUGGCCGAGAACAAGGCGGGCACUCCGAUGGCAUGGGCCGUGGCUCAGGAACGGGGCAAGGAGCUCGCGGCGGCGGCGGGGUCGGUCCGUGAGGCAGCGGAGAGUCUGUGGCAGGUCCGUGAGGAGCGUGGCCUGAACAACCUGACAGGCGUGGAGGACCCCUACUUGGACACCGUGCUCCACCCCGACUUGCUUGACUACCUGCAAGAGGUGAGGAAACGAGGCCUGGCGGCAAGAUGUGUUGACGAACGUCUUGGCGACCGGCAGAGAUGCAGGGCACGCAUGCACCCGAACGGGAGGCGGAACCUCAACCAGGUCUACAAGCAGAUUUGGAAGGAUGUUCACAAGCUCCGUGCGCUGGUGGUCCCCGCGAACGCUGAAACUUUGGGCCCGGUGGUCUCCAGCCCCUUCGACGCAGUGGAUAAGAUGCUGCCGGAUUCUGUGGCACCAGAGAAACGCAUUGUUCAUGACCAGCGGGUCAUCAACGCCUCCACGGACAAGGAGUGGCAUCCCCCUGCCAUCCAACCUCGGCACGAACAAGUGGCCCGACUGAUUCUUCGACUCAAGAGCCGUGUCCCGGGUGACUUGCCGUGGGCGCCCGAAGAGAUGGAGGACGGCGAUGGCCAGGCGAGUGGCGAGGAGAUGACCGUGAUCUAUUUGGUCAGCUCCUUUGGGUUUUCAGGUUCGCCGGGUGAGUGGACUGUGUGGGGCAAGGCGACCGAGCUUUUUCUGCGGGCCCACCGACCAAGCUGUCCUUGCAGGGAUCUGUUGUGGAAGUUCGAUAGCCGCAUCCUGGUGGAUGACAACGUGCUUGUGGAGCCCUGGAUUGGUCUGAGGCCAUGGGUGGCGUCCGAGGUCUACGAGACCGGGGUCAAGGUGUUGUUGGGCGAGGCUGCCGUCAACAGGGAUAAAGACCUUCUUGAGGGGCCGUUUCGCACGUUCCAAACAGUGUGGGGACUCGAUAUGCAGACGACGACUGAGGAAGUUCACUUGCCUGAGAGGAGGGUGCUGAAAGGUGCCUGUUUACUAGCCGAUCCAUGCUUCGAUUAUGGCUGCAAGGACAUCACUCUUCGAGCUGUUCAGCGCUUUCGCGGAGUGGCGACUGGAUGGGCGGUGGUCGUGAAAGGCUUGCGCAACGAGCUCAAGGCAGCGGACGUGUUCCUCGGGACGCAGGGCGACGGUGGCACCAAAGUUCGGCCGAAGGUGGACGACCUCGUGGACGAGGAUGCGAUUGAGGCAGCGUGGAGAGACUUGUGGGAAUUAUUCGAGGAGGCGAGGCGGUUGUGUGCGAGGCCCGAAACCUGGCCGCAGAAGUUCGGGGCCGGGAUGCGAGAGCUGCUACCAGUUCGUGAACGGCUGGCGCUUCCAGGCGAGUGGGCCGAUGGCACGGUUUUCGUCUCGUCAGACGCGACCCGCAAGGUCAUCGGGGCGAUCGAUUGGACCAACGGGCUGGUCAUGCGCAUGAAGGCCAAGGCGGCGGCAUGUUGGGUUCAGAGGCGCAGCUCCGAAGACGAUGUGGCGAUCCAUGUGGCGGAGAUGUUGUCCUUCAUCGCUUUCGCCUGUCAGGUGGGUGACCAAUGGCGUGGCCGCGUGGUGCUGUAUGGUGGCGACAACCAGGUCGUGAGGGAGUGGGUCACCAGCCGGAAGGCCGGCACUCCGAGUGGACGCCUGAUGGUGCGCAUGGUGAACUUGCUGGAAAUGAGGUUUCGCUUCACGCUGGUUGCAUCGUGGUGGAGAACCUUUCAUAAUGUGCAUGCUGACAGGAUCACCCGAUGCAGUGACGAGGAGUACGCUCGGCUGGUCAAGGAGAAAGGGUGGUGCGAGGUCGACAUCCACGAGGCGCUCCAGCAGGCGGUCAUUGACUCCGAAAGGUUUGGUCCUUGUUUGUUGGCAUGGGAUGAACCGGAUCGUCAUGCGUUGAUGCCGUUGAAAGAGCGCCGCCUGCAUAGGUCCAUCCCAAAUUUCCUUCGGCCACGCUGGGAGCUGUUUGAGGCGGUCGAGCUCGGAGGCCCUGAUGGCUUUGUGUUCGACUUUGUGGAGGCGAUCCAUGCGGCAGGCGGCAAGGCUCGUACGGCCGGUUGGCGAGGUCCUGUCCAUCGGGGUGAAGUGGCGCUGGCGUCGUUUCCACCUGAUCAACAUGGGAAAGUUUGCUUGCCGGCGACCACCACUGCCAUUGAAGGCGGCGCAGGCCUGGUCGUGUUCGAGGGUCCCCGGGCGGUCCCCUGGAAUCGCAUCAUUGACGCCUUUGAGGGCCAGUCAUGGAAAGUGACGACGGGGGAGUUGGGGAGGCGGCUGCCAGGCGACGGGUGUGCGUCGGCGCACUGCGAGGUCGAGGGCCGAACUGCGAUCGACGCCGGCAUCCCCCGCGAACCUCUUCUGCCGAUCCUCAAGGGCCAAUACUGGAUCAGCGAGGAGCGCUUCAACUUGGUCAGUUCGAGUGGUCCGAUCCGAUGGCCGUUGCGUGAAGGUGAAGGGGUACAAAAGAUCAUCGAGCUCUCCAAAGGCUGGCAGGAGUUGAGGUGGCGUUGCGAAGGACGGACACAGGAGGGCUGGCGCGGGCUGCGAGAUGCUGGCUACAAGGAACAGGAGAUCCUCAUCGAGGGCGGCAAGGCCACGGGCGGGCAGACAGCCCAAGCUUUGGUGUUGAUGGCCGGCUUCCUCGUGACAAGCGACGGACCACGUGCGGGAGCUCACGAUGCUUGGGAUGACGAGGGCAUCGACAAGCUCCUGCGCUGGCUUCGACGAUGGAGGACUCCGACACAGACGACCACGAGUGUGACCACCGAGGGCGAGCUGGAGGCCAAGCCGGCAAGGAGCGCAGGUUGCGAGCGACCGAGGCGGUCGGCAACGCGGCCAUCAACGACGUCCCCAUACAUAGACAUCAACCCCUCCUGCGGAGAGGUCGGCGCCCAGGUCGAGGAGUGGAUCGCCGACAACCUGAGCGGACACCUGGCCGAGAGGACUAUGCGCCAGUACGCAGGUGUCUACAGCAAGUGGAAGGCAUGGGCCCGCAGGCAGGGUUGGUUGUCCGAGUUCAUGAUCAAGGACCAGGGCACGGAGUUCAACGAAGACAAGCUCCUCGGUUUCUUGGGCUACCUGGGCUGGUUGGGGGCGUCCGUGGCGACCAUGAAGCAAGCGGUCUUCGCUAUCAAGGAGGCUCAUAAGAGAUAUGGCCAUGGAGACCCCACCGAGCACAUGUUCAGGCUGUGGAUGUUGCUGGGCACCCUGGAGAGGAAGUACCCAAAGAAGGCUCGCAGACUUGGUGUGACACCCGGGAUGCUCCAGUGGAUCCACGAGGUCAUGACCAACCCUGAUGCCGGGCCGGAGGAGAUCCUGGACGCCGCAAUGCUGGAGGCUGCGCUGCUGACAGCUUGGUUCUUCAUGCUGAGGGCCAAGGAGUACUGUGACUCCAACGGCCUGGACUUCGCGAUGGUGCUCGGAGGCGUGGACAUCCGCUUCAUUGAGGAGGCGGGUGUCGACGGCAAUGAGAUUGUGGGCAUCACGUUGCAGUUCCGCAAGACGAAGACGGACCAGGAGGCCUUUGGGACAUGCAAGACGAUGUACCAGUCGGGCAUCCAAGGGCUGUGUGUGGUCGUGGCGUUGUGCACUUUGAGGAGGUUGGCCCCACAGCGCUUUGGCAAUGGCAGCGAGGCUCUCAAACCUUUGCUUCGAUGGGCGAAUGGCCAGAUGCUGAAGCGUACUCAGGUUCAGGCAGUGCUUCAGAAAGCUGCGAGGGCUGUUGGGCUCCCACCGGAGCGCUUCCUUUCGCAUUCCUUGAGGAUUGGCGGAGCUUCGGCCAUGUUCCAGGCGACCGGAGAGAUCGAGCUUGUGAAGCGGACCGGGCGAUGGUCUUCCAGUGCGGUCCAGCGGUACCUCCACGACGGAGAGGUUGCUUUGAAAGGCGUGGCAGCCAAGAUGGCUGCUGUGGAACAGCAGAUUCACUACACGUGA